AUGUCAACGGAAUCACGGAGAGCUUCUGACACAUCCUUAACGGAAUCAUGGAGACCUUCUGACACACCCGUCAAAGUACUAAGACUAGGUGUCGAUGGAUUCAUCUCCUCACCUCUCAUCAAAGUUCUCGUUGGGGCCGAGUCUCAGCGUUCAGAGCUGUUUGUUCACCAGUCCAUCAUAACGUCGCGAUCCAAGUUCUUCGCCAACGCGCUUAGUGGCCGCUGGAAUAACUCUGACGCGAAAACUAUCAAUCUUUACGAUGUUGAUCCUGAGCUGAGAUUAGAAGAUGUUGAGCACUAUUUGGAAGCCGUCUAUACGAAUCGCAUCACGCUCAAGGAUGACUCAAGCGUUCUUGAACGUAUAUGUCACGUAUACGUGAUAGCUGAAUUGCUGCUCGAUCUACACACCCGUAAUCUGGCAACUCAGGCACUGUAUGAGAAAAUCAGCACCCGUAAACUGGCAGCUCAGGCACUCUAUGAGCAAAUCAGCACCCGUAAAUAUGACAGUACGCGGGGAUCUAAUGAGGGAGCUAAUUGUUGA
This is a messenger RNA of Alternaria arbusti, 540 nucleotides long. RefSeq lists its product as uncharacterized. The record is from RefSeq and is a predicted model, not a curated record. Lineage: Eukaryota; Fungi; Ascomycota; Dothideomycetes; Pleosporales; Pleosporaceae. Gene Ontology annotation, molecular function: protein binding. The transcript is spliced from 3 exons. The coding region runs from base 1 to 540 and encodes 179 amino acids.